Molecule: messenger RNA, 1749 nt
Organism: Camellia sinensis
Lineage: Eukaryota; Viridiplantae; Streptophyta; Magnoliopsida; Ericales; Theaceae
Source: RefSeq, a predicted model, not a curated record
AUGAGACAUCCCGCUGACUCUCCAGUUUGGAAAUAUUUUGAUAAUUUGUAUCCCAAGUUUGCGAGUGAGCCUCGCAAUGUCAGAUUGGGUUUAGCAGCGGAUGGAUUCAAUCCAUUCAAGGCAAUGAAUGUCUCUCAUAGCAGUUGGCCAGUUACUAUGAUGCCAUACAAUUUGCCACCAUGGUUAUGCAUGAAGCAGCCUCAUAUGAUGAUGACAUUGCUCAUCGAUGGUCCUUCUUCACCUGGAAAUAACAUUGGCGUCUACUUACGCCUUGUAGUGGAUGAAUUGAAAGAAUUGUGGGAAAACGGUGUUGACACGUAUGAUGUAGAAACUAAUCAGAUGUUCCGAAUGCAUGCUGUGUUAUUAUGGACUAUAAAUGAUUUUCCUGCCUAUGCAAUUUUGUUUGGAUGGAGCACGAAAGGCGCUUUAGCUUGUCCUUGUUGGGCUAAUGUGCUACAACAACUAGGCCCUAAGUUCAAAUUGAAUUCUAAACGUCAACAAUCUAGCAAAUGGAAUAGAAAGGGGAAAGAAAAUGAGGACUCGGGUCAUAAUUGGAAGAAAAAGAGUAUUUUCUUUGAGCUGUCAUAUUGGGAGCAUAAUUUGAUUAGCCACAACCUUGAUGUGACGCACAUUGAAAAGAACAUGUGUGAUAAUGUAUUGUGGACGAUAUUAAAUGUUGAUGGGAAAGGGAAGGACAAUUUAAAUACUCGUCGAGAUUUGCAAGAUAUGGGAAUUCGGAAGGCACUACAUCCUCAGAAAAGGGUUGGGAACGAGUAUUAUUUGCCUCCUGCAUGUUUUGCCAUGAACAAUAGAGAGAAAAGUCUAUUCUGCACACUUCUAAAGAAUAUCAAAGUUCCAGAUGGUUACGCAUCUAAUAUCUCUCGUUGGGUUAACCUCAAACAACGUAGCAUAUCUGGACUGAAAAGUCAUGAUAACCAUAUACUUAUGCAACAAAUACUUCCAAUAGCAGUGAGAAAUUUGUUACCGAAGAAAGUGGUUGAACCAUUAAUUGAGUUAAGCAAUUUCUUCAAGCAAUUGUGUUUCAAAACCCUAGAGGUGGAUGGUCUAAAUCGUCUUCAGUCCCAAAUCGCUCUUACACUUUGCCAUCUUGAGAGAAUUUUUCCUCCAUCAUUUUUCGAUAUAAUGGAGCACUUACCCAUUCACCUAGCAGAGGAAGCGAAGAUUGCCGGUCCAGUGCAAUAUCGAUGGAUGUACUUUAUAGAAAGGUACCUUAUGACGCUUAAAUCAUACAUGCGUAAUCGAAGUCAUCCUGAAGGUUCAAUUGCACAGGGAUACUUGGUCGAAGAAUGUAUGACAUUUUGCUCAAGGUACUUGCAUGAUGUUGAGUCGAAAUUGCAUCGACCGUUAAGGAAUUGCGAUGUUAGUGACAAUCCUGAGAUAUUAAUGGGGCGGGCUUUAGGAAAAGGAAAAGGUUUUGUUCUUGAUAACACAACAUGGGUACAGGCUCAUCGGUAUAUGUUAUUUAACAUUACUGUGGUUGUCCCAUAUGGAGAGGAACAUCGUGAAUUUAUUAAGCGGUCACAUCGUCGUCUCAGAGAUUAUGAUGUGGAUCGUCGUCACAAUGAUGAGUUUCCCAAAUGGUUCAAUUCUCAUGUUGCAAAGCUGUUAACUACUGAAAAUGUAGCGUUGUCGGAUGAAAUUAAAAUUUUGGCUUUGAGGCCCAUCCAAAAGGCCACCAGAUUUAAUGGGUAUAUAAUUAAUGGUACUAGGUAUCAUACGGAGUCGUGA